AUGUAUCCAUUUGAAAGAAUGAUGGGAGAUUUUAAGCGGUCAGUGAAGAAUAAGGCUAGAGUGGAAGGCUCAAUAUGUAUGUCGUAUUUACAUCGAGAGACAACAUAUUUUUGUUCCCACUAUUUCAAAACGGCCACCUUAUCUGCCACAAGCAAACGUAAUGAAGCGUUAGGACUGAACGAUGAUGUAGUGCCAACAUUGUCAAUAAGCAACCCUCUUGGACGUCCUAGUGGAAAAUCCCAAAUACAUUGGUUGACUGAUGCUGAAUGGAGAUCUGCUCAUGUACACAUUCUCAUUAAUUGCAAUGAGGUUAAGCCAUAUACUAAUAUUUUCUUGCAAAAUAAGUCCAUCAAUGAAGAGGAUCCUUCAGCUUCAACUCUUAUACAUGGAGAAUUCCCAGAAUGGUUUCGAGAGUAUGCCACUAAUGAGGGAAAUGGUGUGACAGACAAAAAACUAAUAUCAUUAGCUUGGGGUCCUGAAUCAAAUGCCAUGAGUUGGCACAAAUACUUCAUUAAUGGGUACAAAUUUCACACACAAGCAUGGAGUCAAGGUAAAAAGACCAUAAAUAGUGGGGUUUAUGUGAAGGGGAUUACAGAAGGUGGGGAAGAUGAUUUCUAUGGAGUCAUUAAACAUAUCUUUGAGUUGGAGUAUCAUGAAUUAUCUCACAAAGUAGCCUUGUUUUACUGUCAAUGGUUUGAUCCAAAACGAGGUAGAGGAACAAAAGUUCAUCCUCAUUAUGAUAUUGUAGAUAUCAAGAUGAACAAAAAAUAUGAUCGUUAUGAUCCAUUCAUAAUUGCACAAAAGGCCAAACAAGUGUAUUAUGUACCUUACCCAUAA
Messenger RNA from Lathyrus sativus (Indian pea), 837 nucleotides. NCBI's taxonomy places the organism in Eukaryota, Viridiplantae, Streptophyta, Magnoliopsida, Fabales, Fabaceae. The record is from the annotation of a GenBank genome assembly.